Doryrhamphus excisus (bluestripe pipefish) is the source of this 9002-nucleotide messenger RNA. RefSeq names its product CREB binding lysine acetyltransferase b (gene crebbpb). Gene Ontology annotation, molecular function: histone acetyltransferase activity; chromatin DNA binding; protein binding. Gene Ontology annotation, biological process: positive regulation of transcription by RNA polymerase II. Lineage: Eukaryota; Metazoa; Chordata; Actinopteri; Syngnathiformes; Syngnathidae. The record is from RefSeq and is a predicted model, not a curated record. Gene Ontology annotation, cellular component: nucleus; histone acetyltransferase complex; transcription regulator complex.
AAAAAAAACUUUUUGUAUCGUAGGAAUCAACAGCCGCCAUCUUGACGCGGCUCGGAAUCGGGAUUUCUGGGCUAGCAUUAAUUGUAAAAAUACCGAGCGGGGCCACCCAGACACACCCCGAACGGCGUUUUCUCUCCCAGAAUCGAAGCGUGAGCUCUCCCGGCGAGGAUUAAUGCCAACAUGUGAGGGCUUUUCGGGGUUUUUGUCGUGCCAAAAGCCCACUGUAAAUUUGAUUUCCCUUUUAGCGAGCAGUGCUUCUCGCCGUAUCUCCGGCGUCGAGACGCUGUAUUUCUCCGGGCGACAGCGACGAGAAAAAUAAUCCGCUUCAUAGAAAAUAUUUGUCGAUUUUUGCUCUUUUUAUUGGAGCCUGUGUUGGAUUUUAAGGAGUCUCGAUUCGACGGCGAAAAAAAAUGACUCCGGAUAGACGCGAACCGGCGAUCUCCGGAGAAAUGGCUUCGCUUACGCUUUGUGUGAUAAUUCAUGGUUGAUUUACUAUUUAUUUUUCUCGGCGCAAAAUAUUUUUGGAUGCAGUUAUUGAGGAUAAUUAUGUGGGUGUUGGGUGUUGGAUUAUCAUGGGGUGAUCUUCCGUGGCGAAGCGUGGCGCUGUUGCCUUUCUUUUGAAAUCCCUCUCACCGGGCAGCCUUUUUGCCACUCAAGAAAAAAUACUUCCAUUGAGCCUUGGACGCGCUGUCAUACUGAAAGUUAGCAUUUAUUUAAAAAUAAUAAUAAAAAAGAAGCUUCUACUGCUACAACACCCACCAGAAUGGCUGACAACCUGCUGGAUGUUGGACCCCCAACUGCAAAGCGACCCAAACUGAAUUCGCCUCUCUCAGCAUCGGAUGGUCCAGAUCUUGUUUCCCUGUUUGACUUGGAAAAUGACCUUCCAGACGAGCUCAUCCCAAACGGAGACCUAUCUCAGAUGGGAAUGUCCUCAAACGGUGGCCCGGGCGGAGGAGGGCCCCCCAAUCUCAACUCCAUCGUGUCUGACGCCGCCGCCAAACACAAGCAGCUGUCCGAACUUCUGCGCCCGGGUAGCUCCUCCAUCUUGGGAAGUUCCAUGAACUCAGCCAGCCCCCAACAGGGUGGCAUGGUGGGAGGCCAGCUUGGAGCCGUGCUGGGUAAAAGUCCCCUGGGGCAGGGGUCUCCCAAUCACCAGUCACCCCAGUCUCAGAAAUUAGGCUUAACUACGGGACAAGGCAACGGGGGCAUGGGCUACAAUCAGGCCAUGCUGAGCAGUGGACAGGGUCACGGGGUCUUGGGCCCGAGUGGACAGGUGAUGAAUGGAGCUCUUGGACCAGGAGGUCGAGGACGACCUGGCAUGCAGUACCAGGGCCAAGGUAUGCCGGUUGGUGCGGGCGUUGGAGGAAGUGUGCUGGCAGAGACACUCACCCAAGUCGGGUCACAGCUGGGCGGACACAACGCGCUGACUCCUCAGCAAGCUGGACACAUGAAUAAGAUGGGGAUGUCGGGGGCUCCAUUUGGCCAGCAGUAUGGUCCAACAGGGGUCAGCACCCAGCAGCUCCAGAGCAAGUCAGUCCUUUCCAACAAUCUGCCUCAAUUCCCGUCUGAGUUAAAGGGAGCUGGGAGUGUUUCGAACAUGUCCCAGAUGCAGCAGCAGGUAGCGUCGGUGGGCAUCGUCCCCGGGGGGCCUGGCGGCGUCUCGACCGGCCCGACGGCCGAUCCCGAGAAGCGUAAACUCAUUCAGCAGCAGCUGGUCCUGCUGCUCCACGCACACAAGUGCCAGCGGCGGGAGCGGGCCAACGGGGAAGUGAGGGACUGUACUCUGCCCCACUGCCGCACCAUGAAGAACGUCCUCAACCACAUGACCCACUGCCCGGCUGGCAAGUCCUGCCAGGUGGCCCACUGUGCGUCAUCCAGACAGAUCAUCUCCCACUGGAAGAACUGCACACGGCACGACUGUCCUGUGUGCCUACCACUAAAGAAUGCAAGUGACAAGAGAAACCAGCAACCUAUGCUAGGUUCCCCUGGCGCCAACCUGCAGAACGCAAUCAACACCGUGGGGGCCGGCCAGCCCAGCGCCCCGACCAUUAACAGUGCAACCACACAUAUAGACCCCAGCUCCAUGCAGAGGGCCUAUGCCGCUCUUGGGCUCCCCUAUGGCAACCAGUCCCCUGCUCAGGUUCAGGGCCAGAACCAGGGCCAGGGUGCUACUCAACAAACCCCCCAGGGCCACCAACAGCUACGUAAUAUGAACCCACUAGGCACUAAUCAGAUCAACCAGAUGGCAGCAGGCAUGGGUGUCCCCUCUUCAGACCAAACUGGCUUGCACAGUGGUGACUCUUUGCCCUCCGCACUCAAUCAGUUGUUGCCAGAUGGAUCAGUGGCAGGAGCUAUGGGAAACCUGCCCGCUGCCACCCCUCUCUCGGCUUCAGGGGUCCGGAAGGCCUGGCAUGAACACGUCACUCAGGACUUGCGCACCCACUUAGUGCACAAACUAGUACAAGCCAUAUUUCCUACACCGGAUCCUGCAGCGUUGAAGGACCGAAGAAUGGACAACCUGGUGGCGUACGCGCGCAAGGUUGAGGGUGACAUGUAUGAGUCGGCCAACAGCAGGGAUGAGUAUUACCACUUUUUGGCAGAGAAGAUAUACAAGAUCCAGAAGGAACUGGAGGAGAAGAGGCGCUCGCGGCACCAGCAGCCCGGCAUGGUGGGGAACGUUGGUCCGCAGCAGUCGCAGAUGAGUCAGCCCAACGCAAUGGGCCCGGGACAGCCUGUCCGACCUCCCAAUGGACCUGUGCCUAUGCCAAACAUGCCAAAUCAAAUGAUGAACCGAAUGCAGGUGCCCCAAGGAAUCAAUCAGUACAACCCAAUGGCAAUGCAGAAUGCCCAGAUGUCACAGACGCCCUUGGGGGCGCGGGCUCCCUCCCCCAUGAACCACCCACAGCAGAUGAACAUGAACUCCGUCCCAGCGAUGGGCAUGUCCCCUUCGAGGAUACCGCAAAAUCAAGGAAUGAUGGGUAAUCAUUCGAAUAACAUGCUUCCCCAGUCGGCCAACCAGGGUCAGUUCUUGCCUCAGGCGCAAUUCCCUGCAGCUGCUGGAGGAGCCAUGAAUGUGAAUGUCGGUAUGGGUCAGCCCGUCACGCAAGCUGUCGGUGCACAGCAGCCGCCAAAUUCCAACCUCCCUUUGAAUGCGCUGGGAAGCCUUAGCUCACAGUUGCCCUGUGGCACAGCAGCUCAGCCAAGCUUGGGCGGCACCCCUCCUCCCAACCCCUCCACCAGCCUGCCAGUGCAUCAGCAACACCAUCCACCCGCGCAGGGCCCGGUGCAACCACAGCCCAACACCCCUGGCUCCACGAGCGGGCCCUCCUCCAACCAAACCCACAUACCAAGCAACCUCCCUCGUCCGCCCUCCGCCAUGAGCACGGCCUCAGACCCUUCCCAGCCGCUCACCCCCCUGCAGCCCCAGCCUGACACUUCCAGCCAGCUGCAGCAGCCCACCUCAGUGCCGGCACAGCAUCCCAGCACACCGAUGUCACAGGCUGCUGCUAGCAUUGACAACAGAGUGCCCACCCCAGCCUCGGUGGCCGAACUUAACUCUCAACAGACCCUGCCGGAUAUGACUGCCUCUGAUGUCAAGGUCAAGUCUGAAGUAAAAGACGAAGAUGAUGACAGCAAUUCUGGAAACAAGACAACUAGCAUAAAAGAAGAGGAUGACGACACCAAACCCUCACUGGUGAAAAAAGAGGAGGAAGAUGCAACCGAGCCAAAGCAGGAAGCAAUGGAAACCGAGGACAAGAAGCCAGAGAUAAAGGCUGAACCCAAAGAAGAGGGGGAAGGCGGGGCCAACAGCACAGCCACACCUCCUACUCAGAGCCGCAAAAAAAUUUUCCGACCUGAAGAGCUAAGACAAGCCCUGAUGCCAACACUCGAGGCCCUCUACAGGCAAGACCCCGAGUCCCUGCCCUUCAGACAACCUGUGGACCCCUUGCUGCUAGACAUCCCUGACUACUUUGACAUCGUGAAAAAUCCCAUCGACCUGUCCACCAUCAAGCGCAAACUGGAUACAGGCCAGUACCAGGAGCCGUGGCAAUACGUGGAUGACGUGUGGCUCAUGUUCAACAAUGCGUGGCUGUACAACCGGAAAACAUCUCGCGUUUACAAAAACUGCACCAAACUGGCAGAGGUGUUCGAGGUAGAGAUCGAACCCGUCAUGAAGUCCCUGGGCUAUUGCUGCAGCAGGAAGUACGAGUUCUCCCCCCAGACGCUCUGUUGCUAUGGUAAACAAUUGUGUACUAUCUCAAGGGAUGGCAUCUAUUACAGCUAUCAGAACAGGUAUCACUUCUGUGAGAAGUGCUUCAACGAGAUCCAGGGUAACAGUGUGACCCUGGGGGAUGACCCGGCACAGUCGCAGACAAUGAUUUCCAAAGAACAGUUUGAAAAGAAGAAAAAUGACAUGUUGGACCCUGAACCGUUUGUUGAAUGUAAAGAUUGCGGACGCAAGAUGCAUCAGAUCUGCGUGCUGCACUACGACGUCAUUUGGCCAUCAGGCUUUAUCUGUGAUAACUGUCUGAAGAGGGCUGGGAAAACCAAAAAGGAGAACAGGUUUUCAGCCAAAAGGCUGCAGUCUACGAGGUUGGGGACGUACAUUGAGGACAGAGUGAACAAGUACUUGAAAAGACAGAACCACCCAGAGGCUGGUGAGGUGUUUGUGCGAGUUGUUGCCAGCUCUGACAAAACAGUGGAGGUGAAGCCUGGAAUGAAGUCCAGGUUUGUGGACUCGGGUGAGAUGGUGGAGAGCUUCCCUUAUAGAACCAAAGCACUUUUUGCAUUUGAAGAAAUCGACGGUGUGGACGUCUGUUUCUUUGGCAUGCACGUCCAAGAGUAUGGCUCAGAUUGUCCUUUUCCAAAUACAAGGCGGGUUUAUAUAUCAUACCUCGACAGUAUUCACUUCUUCAAACCACGCAUGCUCAGGACUGCAGUUUACCAUGAAAUAUUAAUAGGCUACCUGGAGUAUGUCAAGAAACUGGGGUAUGUGAUGGGUCACAUCUGGGCCUGCCCACCCAGCGAAGGGGACGACUACAUUUUCCACUGCCACCCUCCUGACCAGAAGAUCCCCAAACCCAAGCGGCUCCAAGAGUGGUACAAAAAGAUGCUGGAAAAGGCUUUUGCUGAGAGAAUCCUACAUGACUUUAAGGACAUUUUCAAGCAAGCAACGGAAGACAGGCUAACCAGUGCAUAUGAGCUGCCGUACUUUGAGGGGGACUUUUGGCCUAAUGUGCUGGAGGAGAGCAUCAAGGAACUGGAGCAGGAAGAGGAGGAGAGGAAAAAGGAGGAGAACACGGCCUCCUGUGAGACGCCGGAGGGAGCCCACGCUGACAGCAAGAAUGCCAAAAAGAAGAACAACAAAAAGACCAACAAGAAUAAGAGCAGCGUCAGCCGUGCCAAUAAGAAAAAGCCCGGGAUGCCCAAUGUAGCCAAUGAUCUGUCCCAAAAGCUCUACGCCACGAUGGAGAAGCAUAAGGAGGUGUUCUUUGUCAUCCACCUUCAUUCGGGCCCGGUCGUUAACACUCUACCACCCAUUAUGGACCCGGACCCUUUGCUGUCUUGUGACCUGAUGGAUGGCCGUGAUGCCUUCCUGACGUUGGCCAGAGAUAAGCACUGGGAGUUCAGCUCGUUGAGACGAUGCAAGUGGAGCAGCAUGUGCAUGCUGGUGGAGCUGCACAACCAGGGCCAGGACCGCUUUGUCUACACCUGCAACGAGUGCAAGCACCACGUGGAGACGCGCUGGCACUGCACUGUCUGUGAGGACUAUGACUUAUGCAUCAACUGCUACAAUGCAAAGGGUCAUGAACACCAGAUGGUGAAGUGGGGCUUAGGUUUAGAUGAUGACAGCAACACCCAGAACGCAGAGGCUUCCAAGAGCCCUCAGGAAAGCCGACGUCUCAGCAUCCAGCGCUGCAUUCAGUCCCUAGUGCACGCCUGCCAGUGCCGCAACGCCAACUGCUCCCUGCCGUCGUGUCAGAAGAUGAAAAGGGUGGUUCAACACACAAAGGGCUGCAAGCGCAAGACCAACGGUGGCUGCCCCGUGUGCAAGCAGCUCAUCGCUUUAUGUUGCUACCACGCCAAGCACUGUCAGGAGAACAAGUGUCCUGUUCCGUUCUGUCUCAACAUCAAGCACAAACUCCGUCAACAGCAGCUACGGCAUCGGCUCGAGCAGCAUCAUUUGAUGCGACGCAGAAUGGCCACGAUGGCUGGAAGGGGUAUGCCCAUGCCAUCGCCACCAACGUCGUCUGCGCCGGAUACUCCCAACUCUGUGCAGCAGCCUAACACACCGCAGACCCCUCAGCCCAUGCCCAAUCAGCCCCAACCACCUCAGCAGCAGCAGCAGCAGCCGGCACCCAACCAUGCCAAUGUCGGCCAAGUCUUCCCCAACAAUGGUCGCAUCAGCCAGCCCCCGACACCGAUCCCGCAGGGCAAACCAGGGCCUCAGUCGUCGCCGCUCCAUCAGCAGCAGUCUCCAUUGCCCAGCUUACCACAUCAACAGCAGCCUCCAUCUCAGAUGGUACAGCAGCAGCAGCAACAGCAGCCCCUGCUGGCGGCGCUGAAGGUGGCUAAACAGAUUGAGAUGGUAGCAAAAGCAAAGCAGCAGCAGCAGCAGCAACAGCAGCAAAAUUACACCAUGAAUGGGAUGCCGAUGAACCACCCGCGCAUGAUGGGACCCAUGCAGGGUCAGAUGCAGAUGAUGCAAGGACCCCGGGGGCCUCAGGUGAUGCAGACCAUGCAGCAAGGACAAUGGGGUCCGGGAAUGCAGAGUCCCAUGCAGAAAGCUCAGGGCCAUCCGCAGCAGAUCCCGACACAACAAGGUGUCAUGGCCGCUCAGCAGGUUCAGGGCGCCGCCAUGCAGCAAGGCCCGCUCAUGCAGAGGCCCAUGAUGGCCCAGCAACAGGCGCUCCAAAUGCCCGGAGUCAUGCCUCCCCAGGGGCCCUCCCAACAGGGCAUGACGCCACAGCAGCAGAAUAUGCCUCGGGGGAUGCCUGGUAACAUCGCACCCAACGCUUUGCAGGAGUUACGGCGCACCCUGAGAUCUCCCAGCUCUCCCCAGCAGCAGCAGCAGGUCCUGAACAUCCUCAAGUCGAACCCCCCACUCAUGGCUGCCUUCAUUAAACAGAGGGCGGCAAAAUAUCAAGCGAGUCAGCCGCAGCAGAACCAUCAAUCCAUGCAGGGAUCUCCGGCAGCAAUGCAGGCCAUGAUGCAGGUGCAGCGGCCUGGAAUUCCCCCUCAGCAGCAAGCUCCUCAGCAGGUAGGGCCGCAGGGUAUGGCCCCCAUGGGACCCCAAGGCCAAAUGAUGAAUGUGGCUCCAAACUGCAAUCCUCAGCUUUACCGCAGACAGCAGCUGCUGAGGAUGCAGCAACAGGCGCAGCAGCAGCAACAGCAGCAGCAACAAGGUGGCAUGCCUCAGCCCCACGGUCAGUUCCCCCAGCAGCAGCCGGGGCCGGCCACCUACUCCCAGCUCCGUAUGCAGCAGCAGCAGAUGGCUAUGCAAGGAGGUGUCGGGCCUAUGGGCCAGCUUCCUCCCUCUUCCCAAAUGGGCCAAGGUGGCAUGGGCAUGGACGGGCCCCAGAACCUUCUGCAACAGCGGAUGCUCCAGCAACAGCAACAGCAGAUGUUGAAGCAGCAGAUGGGCUCUCCGGCGCAAGCUAAUUCCAUGAGCCCUCAGCCGCACAUGCUCCAAGGCCAAGCACAGGCCAGUGCUCACUUAACCGGCCAACCCAUGGCAAACUCUUUAGGCAACCAAGUGCGCUCGCCAGCCCCGGUCCAGUCGCCUCGGCCGCCUUCGCAGCAGCCCCCGCAUUCCAGCCCCUCUCCACGGAUGCAGCCUCAGCCCUCUCCCCAACAUGGCGCCCUUCUCUCAAGCUCCCCUCACCCCAGCCUUGGAGGACCUAUGUCAGGCCCAAUGGAGCAAGGACACAUGGGGACGCCGGAGCACAGUGCCAUGCUUCCACAGCUCAACACACCAAACCGAGGGGGCUUAAGUACUGACAUGGGCAUGGUGGGGGACCCAACGGGAGACACGCUGGAGAAAUUUGUUGAAGGAUUGUAGCAGAAGGUAGGUCUUGGUAAAACGGUUAGCGUCAUGAGGCCUAUGAACCGUGAACUGUGAACUGCUAUCCGAGCGACUGCUUUUUAUUCCAACACGGUGAUUCACCAGUCACUGUUGCAAAGAGGACACAAAGGAUAUAUUUUUUGGUUUGGACCAGCCAGGCAAGAAUUUGCUGUGUUUCAAUUUGGUUUGCAUUUGUUACGCUCUGGUAUUUGGUAUUUUUUUAAAAAAACCUCUCAAAACAAAAAAUAUCUCAUUUUAUUUUUCAUUAUUUUUUAAUUUUGUAUCUUUGCAAAUAAAUAUUGUAUUUGUGUUGAGCAGACUGUAAAAGUUCAAACUGGGAUUUUUUUUUUCCCUCUCGCCAGUUUUGACCUUUUGCUCUGUUGCUCCUGUUCCAGGCUAAUUUAUUCUAAUAUGCCAUUUUUUUCAAAAGGACUGCCUUUGGGAAAGCCUUAAUUUUCCUUCCUGCUUGCAGAAUCUAUGGAAGAUUGACGUGUUUGUUUAGAUCUAGGAACUAUUGCACACAUACAAACACAGCAGGCAGGUGAUGGAAGACAUCUGCAUUGAAGCUUGUCCCUCCCCCUAAUGCCAGAAUGUUGUUUUCUUUACUGGCCUUGGCUCCGUAUUUGUCUUGCAUAUGUACAAAUAAUCACUUUAGUUUCUCUUUCAGUCCAAACAAAUUCUCUUCCAAGUCCUGUUCUCCUUUUGCCUGUGGUGAGAAAUGAACUUGUUCAACUGCUGAUUUGUGUUUAGAGUUGUGUGCAUCAUUUUCUAUCUUACAUUAAACUUGAAUCCAUGACGAACUGUUCUCUCAUGUCACGCAGCUCAACAGCACUGUAAAUAUGCUGAAAAUAAGAAUGAGAUCACUGUACAAACUGGUUCAAAAUGGCUCAUUUCGUACUUAUAUACCAUAUUGUUUAAUAAACCUGUGUGCCACAGA